Acanthochromis polyacanthus (spiny chromis) is the source of this 1289-nucleotide messenger RNA. It is a transcript of the gene cradd, whose product is annotated as CASP2 and RIPK1 domain containing adaptor with death domain. Gene Ontology annotation, molecular function: death domain binding; protease binding. Lineage: Eukaryota; Metazoa; Chordata; Actinopteri; Pomacentridae. Gene Ontology annotation, cellular component: CBM complex. The record is from RefSeq and is a predicted model, not a curated record. Gene Ontology annotation, biological process: signal transduction; regulation of apoptotic process.
UUCCGCCUGCUUGUUUCUAGUCGGACACAAUAACACUGAGCAACAGAUAGCUGUCGGGGCCGCCGCUGAGGACUCUUUACCAUGACAGAAGGACUAGUUAGUGGCUAGUUGGGGGGUUUUAUUAGUUAACUAGUCGGGUUAAAAUGGACCCGGCACACCGCGAUCUGCUCCGGAAGCACCGCUUAGAACUGUCCGACCAGCUGCUGGUCAGCGAGACUAUCGUUCCUUUCUUGUACCAGGAGGACAUCUUAACGGACGGACAGGUGGAGGACAUCCAGGCCCGGGCCUCGGAGCGGCUCCGGACCCUCCGGCUGCUGGAGCUGCUGCCCGGCCGCGGGCCCCGGGCCUUCCCGGCCUUCCUGCGGGCUCUGGACGACUUUAGCUGGGUCCGGGAGCGACUGGAGCUUGAGCUCCGGAAGCAGCCCGAGGCCGGAAGUAGAGACCCCCCCCUCCCGGACUCGGUUCUGCAGGCGGUUCCGUCGGACCGCGUUCUGUCCCGGCUGUCCUCCAGGCUGGGUCUGGACUGGGAGGCGGUCCUGCUGGGUCUGGGUCUGUCGGCCCAGGACGUGUUCCGUUGCCGUGCCGACCACGUCCUCAGCGUCCAGCAGGCGGCGCUCCAAGGUCUGGUUCUGUGGAGGCGAUCCGAGGGCAGGAAGGCCACGGUGGAGGAGCUGCUGAAGAACCUGGAGGAGAACGGAGUCCACCGGUCCGUUCUGGAGGAAAGUUUAGAAAAUCAGCUGAAAUAAAAUAAACUUUAUCAACAGAUUCAUCCCAAAAAUAUCUGAGAAAGGGUCUGAAGUUUGUGUAAAAGUCAAGAAAUCCGAGAUGCAAAGUCUGAAUUAUGAGAAAGAAAAAUGUGAAUUUAAGGUAGAACUGAGGUUUAAUGAGUGACGGGUGUCCUUAUUCCUGUUUUUUUAAUCUGUGUUUUCCUUUUCUGUUCUUAUUUGUAUUUCUGUUUUUUUUUUUAUCUGUGCUGAGAGAGAAAACACCCACAUUUAGUUGUUGAACAUAACAACGACAAUUAAAGUGAUUAAAGUUCAAAUAUUUAGAAUAAAGUCUGACUUUAGAGAAGUUUGGCAUAAAAAUCUGAAUUUUUAGACUUCAACCAGAAUUUUGAGGCAAAUCUGAGUUUUUAUUUAGAAUAAAAUCACAGUCUGCUCCUCUUCAUCAUCUUCAUGUUUUUGUUUUUUCCUGGAAUCGUCUCGGAUUCUUUUCAGGAAAACGGAUUCAGAUUCUGAACGUCUGAAAACACAAAAUACACAUUAAACUACACAAAGUACUGCUAUGAA